AUGACGGUGAGGGACGGUGCCGCAGUGGGUCAGUGCUCGGACAACACUAAAUGGGUAACGUACAAGCGCAAUUCUUACUACGUUUCCUCUGAGUGGAAGAACUGGGUUGACAGCAGACGAGACUGUUUGCAGAGAGGAGCAGAUCUGAUCAUCAUAAACAACAAAGAGGAACAAGAAUUUAUUACAAAAGUUAUUAGUGGAAACAUUGUGUGGAUUGGUCUGACUGACAGUGAUAAUGAGGGGGUCUGGAAGUGGGUUGAUGGCAGCGCACUGACCACUGGGAUCUGGAGUUACUGGGGGCCCAAUGAGCCCAAUAGCAGAGUUGGAGAUGAGGACUGUGUUGUAUCUCACGAUGACUGGGCUGAUUAUCCAUGUAAUUACACAUUUGUAUGGAUUUGUGAGAGGAAUUAAGAGGUUUAACAAAGCUGUUACGUUAAAUCUGUCCAUCCAAAGUAAAGCAGUAACCAAAUAAAUGUGCUGUAAUGUGCAAAACAGAAAGAAAAGUUAGGGUUGUUAUUAUUUUUAAUGAAUGUUUGAUGCUCAUUUUAAUAAUAUUCAUAGAAAAAUGAGAAGAUAUUAAAACAAUUAUGCAACCUCUUGUGUGUAAUAUUUCUCAAUUUGUCUUUAUUUAAUAAACAGAGAACAAGUGAUUCACCAUAACAACUCACUCAUAUACACUCACCAAGGCAUUUUAUUAGGUACCUUGUCAGUUCCGGCCCGGGUUGCACCCCCUUCUGCCUUCAGAACUGCCUUAAUUCAUCCUGAAACAGAUUCAAUAAGGUGCUAGAAACAUUCCCCAGAGAUUUUGGUUCAUAUUGCAGAUUUGUCAGCUGCAUAUCCAUGAUACAAAUCUCCUGUUCCAGCACAUCCCAAAGGUGCUCUAUUGGAUUGAGAUCUGGUGUUUGUGAAGGCCAUUUGAGUAGUUAACUCAUUGUAUAUAACAAUACUUAGGUAGACUGUGGCAUUUAAACAAUGCUCAAAGGGGCCCAAAAUGUGCCAAGAAAAUAUCCCCCACGCCAUUACACCACCAGCAGCAGCCUGAACCUUUGAUACAAGGAAGGAAGGAUUUGUUUUCUAUGCCAAAUUCUCACCUUAAGAAAAAAGGAAGGUAAGCCUGUGCGAACUGUAGCAUCAGUUUCUUGUACUUAUCUGACUCAGCUGACAAGUGGAGUGUUACAAACUGUGAAACAGCUGUUGGACUCUAAUAUCAACACUUUUAUCAGUCAAUCAUUC
Molecule: messenger RNA, 1233 nt
Organism: Onychostoma macrolepis
Lineage: Eukaryota; Metazoa; Chordata; Actinopteri; Cypriniformes; Cyprinidae
Product: CD209 antigen-like
Exons: 4
Coding region: 1-411 (136 amino acids)
Source: RefSeq, a predicted model, not a curated record